CAAACCACCUUCAGUGACGUUAAGAAAACGCGUUCAACGAAAGACUGUGGACUAUUUUGGCAGUGUGCUGCGAUAUAUUGAAUCUCGCCCAUGGAUGAAAAAUCCACGUAAGGAGUCGUGUCGUUUGGCUGCCCACUUUAAUUAUUAUCUUCAGCUCCUUCCACCUGCAGCUUAUCCUUCGACUCCUGCUAAUGCCAUUUGCACGAAGUACGUUCAUACCUCUUUAAAUAAAAAUAGGCACCCUAUUAAUGUUUGUAAGUACAUGCCAGAUGGGAAAAGACUUAUUACAGGAUUAUCUAGCGGCGAAUUUACUUUGUGGAAUGCUUUAACCUUCAAUUUCGAAACAAUUUUACAGGCCCACGAUCAAGCUGUCAGGACUAUGAUUUGGAGCCAUGACAGUAAAUGGAUGCUCACUGCUGACGAUUCAGGCUGUAUUAAAUACUGGCAGUCAAAUAUGAAUAACGUUAAAGAGUUUCAGGCGCACGAAUGUCCGCUUCGAGAGGCGGCAUUUUCGCCUACUGACGUAAAGUUUGUGACUGGCGCUGACGACAAAAAAGUUAAAAUUUUUGAUUUUAAAACGUGCCAAGAGGAACGGAUCUUGGAAGGACACAGGUCGGAGAUCCGUUGUGUAGACUGGCAUCCAAAAAUGGGACUAGUAGUUUCUGGCGGAAAAGACAAGUUAGUUAAAUUGUGGGAGCCGCGCUCUGGUCAAGUAGUGCACACCAUAAAAGAUCAUAAAAACUAUGUUAUGAAAGUCAAGUUUAACCAAAAUGGAAACUGGUUCAUCACUGCCUGCAGAGAUCUGCUGAUCCAUAUGUACGACGUGCGGAUGAACAAGGAAGUUCAAGUAUUCAGCGGCCACGAAAAAAGAAUCACGACCAUCGCGUGGCAUCCCGUUCUGGAAAAGUUGUUUGUUAGCGGCGCGGAGAAGGGCGACACUCCCGGCGAAUUCGGGGCCAUCAAGUACUGGUUGGUCGGAAAAGAAACAGAAGCAGGUGGAAUCCAAAAGGCACACGAAGGUCAUGUGUUUUGCAUUGACUGGCACCCCCUCGGCCACAUUCUCUGUUCAGGCUCCAAUGACCACGCCACCAAGUUUUGGACAAGAAAUCGACCGGGCGACGCAAUGCGUGACAAGUACAACCUGGACAUUGGCGAGGAAGACGUCCUGGAAACAGUGGAGAAUGACUCGAGCUUUAGCGUGCCGGGACUAGAGGGUGCUGCAGCUGUCCAGCACACGUGGCUGAAGAACGGCAACCGAUUCGGCGCGCAUGACAAAAGAACCGUGCCCGCUGCCAGCGUCAAAGACCGCAUGGCAGAGCCCGCCCAUGGAGCAGUCAACCGCGCGUUCUUCAUAUCCGGAGAGCCACGUGGAGACCCUUUUAUGCAGCCGCCAGUCCAUGCCCAUGCUUUUUACCCUCCCAACCACAUGGGCGGCAUUGAACAUGCGCUGUCCCUUCCGCCUUACGCCCCCGUCUUUCCCUCUUCUCUCGAAUUUAAUGCCCGCCCGCAUGGCUAUCCUCAACACUUUUACGCCGCUAAUGCCCUAAAUAACCAACCCGUAUAUGGGGGGAGUGGCCACGCACUGGGAGUAUACAGGCCACUCACCGCAGAUCCAAUGCGACCAAGGCCCUCUCCACGCCCUCGCAGGCCGGGAGCUCCACAGUGAGCUCAAGUUCAUUAAAAAAAAAAAAAAAAAAAAAAAAAAGAUUUACUUUUAUUCAUAAAA
This is a messenger RNA of Zophobas morio, 1726 nucleotides long. RefSeq names its product pre-mRNA 3' end processing protein WDR33-like. Gene Ontology annotation, molecular function: protein binding. The coding region runs from base 95 to 1666 and encodes 523 amino acids. The record is from RefSeq and is a predicted model, not a curated record. NCBI's taxonomy places the organism in Eukaryota, Metazoa, Arthropoda, Insecta, Coleoptera, Tenebrionidae. Gene Ontology annotation, cellular component: mRNA cleavage and polyadenylation specificity factor complex. The transcript has 16 exons.